AUGCUAACUCGUGCACGAUCAAUAUUUUCUCGUAUAUUUUCAUCUGAUCCAACACCUUCAUCGCAAAUACGUUUUGGUGAAACAUUCGACACUAUCAAUGAUAGUUCAAGUAAUGACAAUAAUUCUGAUGAUAAUAAUAUUAAUUAUAAUCUUGAAUGUUCAAUAAAUAAUAAUAAUAAUGAUAAUGAAUCAUUAACGAAAGAAAAUAAUAAACGACAAACCAAUGAAUAUGUAAAUAAUAAUUCAAUUCAAACAAAAUCUAAUGUUCAUUAUAUACAAUCACAUGAAAAAAGUAAACAAAAUCGUUUGAUUAAUUCAAUGCAAAUAGCAACAUCACGUUGUAACAUUGAAUCAAUGAAACGUUUAUUAAAUAAUUUUGAUAUUGAUAUUAAUCACCGUGAUCAAUAUGGUAUGAGCUAUGUCGAACAUGCUAUACUUAUGAGUAAUUUUGAUAUGAUUGAUUUACUUGUCAGAUACGGUUGUGAUUUACAUCAAGGUAAUUCUACUGGUCAUUCUUAUUUAUAUGUAGCUAUUGAAAUCACAACAAAUAAAUCACUUGAAAUAAUUCGUCUUCUACUAGAAUCAAAUUGUUCAUGUUUACGUUCAUUAGAUAUUAUCUCAUUAACAUCACCAACACAAAUUAAUUAUAUAAAUUCACAAGAUUUUAUUUUACUUAAUACACAUUUACUUCUUAUUUUUAAAUAUCAUAUACGUCGUAUGGUAUUAACUGAUCUUUUAAAUUUAUUAAGUUAUUUAAUUCUAACAAAUUUAUUAGUUUGUAAAAAUGAUGAAUAUUAUGGAUUGGAUUCAACUAGUAAGACAACAUUAAAUCAAUUUAAUAAUGAUUAUAUAUCAUUAUUUAUUAAAACACUCGGUAUGAGACAUAUAUCAAAAUUAGAAUAUAAAAUUCAAAAUUUACAAACAUUAUCUAUAUCAUCAAUGAUUCCAUUAACAAAUGAUGAUAUUCAACCAUCUUUAAAUCAAAUAGAAAAUUUAACAAAACAUGUAUUUGAAUUAAAACAUCUAUGUCGAUUUUUAAUUCGACAACAUUUAAAAAAUCUCAAAGCAUCAACUAUUGCAACACUUGCUCCAACAACUAAAUUACAAGAUUAUUUGUUAUAUACACCAAUUUAA
This is a messenger RNA of Adineta steineri, 1134 nucleotides long. NCBI's taxonomy places the organism in Eukaryota, Metazoa, Rotifera, Eurotatoria, Adinetida, Adinetidae. The record is from the annotation of a GenBank genome assembly.